This is a messenger RNA of Arachis ipaensis, 672 nucleotides long. RefSeq lists its product as uncharacterized. Gene Ontology annotation, molecular function: nucleic acid binding. The record is from RefSeq and is a predicted model, not a curated record. Lineage: Eukaryota; Viridiplantae; Streptophyta; Magnoliopsida; Fabales; Fabaceae.
AUGGCAUCAUCCAUAAAGUGGCCACGGCAUACCACCCCCCAAACAAAUGGCCAAGCCAAAGUCUUCAAUCGGGAAAUCAAGCGCGUAUUGGAAAAGGUUGUGAAGCCUUAUAGGAAGUAUUGGAGUACUAAGCUUGUGGAUGCGCUUUGGGCCUACCGGACGGCUUACAAGACGCCGAUUGGUAUGAGCCCGUUCCGGUUGGUAUAUGAGAAGGCUUGCCAUCUCCCGGUGGAGAUAGAACGUAAAGCGUAUUGGACCGUAAAAGAAUGCAACACCGGAUUUAGGGUUGGAGUCGAAAGGAAGUUACAGUUAGUGGAGCUUGAGAACCUUCGAUUGGAAGCCUACGAGAAUUCUAGGCUGUACAAGGAGAAGAUGAAAGCGGUGCACGAUAGAAACAUUAGAAGAAGAGAGUUUAGAGCGGGAGAGUUAGUUCUCCUCUAUAACUCUAGGUUGAGGUUGAUGCCCGAAAAGUUUAGGUCUAGGUGGGAAGGCCCUUAUAGAGUGGAGAAAAUGGAACCAUAUGGAGUCUACCACCUAAGACACCUUUCAAGCCCCAACAUCUUCAAAGUUAAUAGUCACCGUCUAAAGCUAUACCAUGGAGAGAAGAUGAAAAGCAACAAAGACGUUGAGGUGUUCCUUCUAGAGGAUGCACCCGAAGGCGAGGAGAUUUGA